AUGUCUCAAUAUCGUCGGAAUCCUCCCACAGGUAUCAAUGUGCUCAUCGUUGGCGCUGGCUUUGCCGGUCUCACAGCAGCAAUUGAAUGCCACCGCAAGGGCCACGACGUUCUCGUCCUCGAAUCAUUCCCUCAACUCAAGAUCCUAGGCGAUAUCAUCUCCUUCGGACCUAAUAGCGGCCGCAUCUUUCAGAAAUGGGAAGGGGUAGAGGAACAGUUGGAUCCUCUAUGCCACAAUACCGAUCGUAUCAAUUUCGUGACAUGGGAUGGUGAUUAUCUAAUUGCGCAGCAUUGGGACGCUGAAGAAAGCUAUGGGAAGAAGUUCAAUGGACACAGAGGCGAGAUCCACGAGAUUGUGUUCAAGCAUGCUUUGGCUCGGGGUAUUGAUAUCCGACUUGGUCAAAAGGUGAUUGACUAUUUUGAAGAUGAAAAUGAAGCGGGCGUUUUGGCCCGAAAUGUCGCAACGGGUGUAGAGGAAAGGUUUACCGCAGACGUAGUCUUCCCCGCGGAUGGAGUGCGAUCAGAAGGACGGAAGAUCGUUUUGGGAUACGAAGAUAAACCGAUAUCGUCUGGUUAUGCGAUUUACCGUUCAUGGUUUGAUUCCACGAACUUGAAGUCUCCCUUGACCGAUCAUUUGUGGAAGAACGGGGAUACACAUUGGGGGUGGAUAGGACCUGAUGUACACUUUUUGGCGGCUUCGCUCAAAAAUGGUAAGGACUUUAGCUGGGUGUGCACGCAUAAGGACGACACAGAUAUAGAAGAAUCAUGGUCCGCUCCAGGCAAGAUCGAAGACUGUCUCAAAGUCGUGGAGGGAUGGGACCCCGUCGUACAGGAGAUUAUCAAAGCGACACCGACAGACUACCUCGUUGACUGGAAACUAAUCUACCGAGAUCCUUUACCUACAUGGAUCAGCCCGAAACGACGUAUUGCACUCAUUGGAGACGCCGCACAUCCUUUUCUCCCUACAUCGAUCCAGGGCGCGUCGCAGUCAAUGGAAGACGGAGCCACACUGGCCGUCUGCCUCGAAAAGUGUGGUGGCCCUGCUAACGUCCGCGAAGCACUACGAGCCUACGAACGAAUUCGUUACGAUCGGGUUCUCAAGGCGCAAAAGACCGGGGAAACGACACGAGAUAAAUGGCACAAGGCCGAUAUGGAAUAUGUCAAGAGAAACCCGGCAGUUGUUAAGCUUCAGCGGGAGUCUUGGUUGUUGAAUUUUGACUCGGAGAAGCAUGCUUAUGAAGUUUAUGAUGAUGUUGCCACGAAGCUUAGACAGGAGGAUAGCAAGACGGGGGAAGGUCUUGGGGCGAGGUUGUAA
Molecule: messenger RNA, 1314 nt
Organism: Talaromyces stipitatus ATCC 10500
Lineage: Eukaryota; Fungi; Ascomycota; Eurotiomycetes; Eurotiales; Trichocomaceae
Product: monooxygenase, putative
Exons: 2
Coding region: 1-1314 (437 amino acids)
Biological process (GO): secondary metabolite biosynthetic process
Molecular function (GO): monooxygenase activity; FAD binding
Source: RefSeq, a predicted model, not a curated record